Pyricularia oryzae 70-15 is the source of this 198-nucleotide messenger RNA. RefSeq lists its product as uncharacterized. The transcript has 2 exons. NCBI's taxonomy places the organism in Eukaryota, Fungi, Ascomycota, Sordariomycetes, Magnaporthales, Pyriculariaceae. The coding region runs from base 1 to 198 and encodes 65 amino acids. The record is from RefSeq and is a predicted model, not a curated record.
AUGGGCAACCAGCCGUUUGUUGGAGACGGUGAGUCCAAGGAUGACCAAUGGCCGGUGCGUGCCAAUAUUUCUCGGGUCGGUCAAGGUCGGUCGGUGGAGAGGCAAGAAGAAGAGGCUAAGGCAGCCUCCGAUGAGUGCAUACCAACCAACCAACCAUACAGCAAUUCUUGGCAUUGUUUCUACUGGCCGUUGCUGUGA